AUGGAUCCCGCAUUUGCGACGGCGUCAGUUGAAGAUGAGGAGGAGGACAUGUGCCGGAUUUGCAGAAACCCAGGCGACGCGGACAAUCCGCUUCGGUAUCCGUGCACCUGCCGCGGGAGCAUCAAAUUUGUUCACCAGCCUUGCCUCCUUCAGUGGCUCAACCAUAGCAAAGCUCAUCACUGCGAGAUUCUCGCAGACAACAUGAUCUUCCUUGGUUUUGUCAUCUUUGUGCCUUUCACAUUAGGACGGGUUACAUUGUACCUUGUGUCCUGGCUGUUUGCUGCUGGUAGUGGCCCUGUUGUGACUGCAUCAAUGCAUCAUUUUACAGAUGUCUCAGGUUUGACUAACGAGGGCCACGGAAAUCGGUUGCUUGGUCAGCUCACAGAGUACUUGAUGAGAGUCAAUGGAAGUGAAUUGCAUGGAGCUAUUAAUAUACUAUCUCUUGCUGCUGAUCUCUUGAAAGGUUCUUCUGCUGCUGGGGCCUCAAAGCUAGUAUUUGAUGUUACAACUCUGACUGUUGGGUAUAUGUUUAUAGUAUUUCUGAUGUUUCUUUACCUUGGGGUCGUUGCACUGAUUCGAUAUGCCAAGGGUGAACUGACGGUUGGGAGAUUUUAUGAUAUCACUGUACCAUCUCUCAUUAGACAGUUCUUGGCAGCAAUGACGCAUCUGAUGAAUAUGAACAAAGUUGCUUUUUUUUUAGUCUUCGAGUUUGGGGUCUUCCCUAUUAUGUGUGGUUGGUCACUAGAUGUUUGCACUGUUAGGAUGUUUGGUAAAACAAUAUCCCAGAGAGUACAGUUUUUAUCAAUAUCUCCACUGGCAAGCUCACUUGUUCAUUGGGUUCUCGGUCUCAUGUGCACCUUCUAUAUAAACCUCUUCGAAAGCCUUCUUGGAGAGGUUCUUCGCCCUGAACUUUUGUAUUUCCUUGAUAGUCUUGACGAUCCUAAUGUCGAAUUUUUCCAAGAUUUGAUUGAUACUCCAGUACGUAAGCAAGCUCAUAAGGUUCUGUUAGUAGUUGAAGUUUAUGGAAGUUUGAUUGUCAUGCUGCUAUGUUUACCACUCAAAUUUACGAUCCUGAUAGCUCCAUCAAUCUUCCCAUUCAACAUAUCUAUAUCUGACCCAUUCACUGAGAUUCCAGUCGACAUGCUUCUGUUUCAAAUGUGCAUAGAAUUUCUUAUCGAGCAUUUCAGUCUCUCUACCAACAUUACAUCCUUUUUACGCUGCUGGGUCACCGCGGUUGGUGGGGUGCUUGGUUUGACAGGCUUCCUCUUGCCAAAACCAGAGGACAACAUUGGUCAGGACAAUGGAAAUGACGAACCAAGAAGGCAGAUUAGAGCACGAGUAUUGCAGGUAGGUGGAUCAGACAGGCCCAUGGCUGCUCUUCCAGCAGCUGAUGACCCUAAUAGAAGUAUCCUCCGCGCUGGGAGUGGCAACACGGGUGAGGAAUAUGAAGAUGAUGGAGAACAAUCUGAUUUAGACAGGUACAACUUUGUGGUCCGGAUAAUCCUUCUUCUACUUGUUGCAUGGGUGACUCUUCUUCUCUUCAAUUUAGCACUGAUAGUUGUACCAGUUUCACUUGGACGUGCUCUGUUCAGUGCCAUCCCACUUCUAUCAAUAACUCAUGGCAUCAAAUGUAAUGACCUGCUUGCUUUCUGCAUUGGGACAUAUGCCUUUUUGACUACCAUAUAUGGGGCUAGGCACACUAUCGAGCAUGUCAAGUCGAAGAGUCCUUCAGUCUCGCUUAAACAUAUAUGUAUAUGGUGUGGAAUUAUCUUCAAGAGCUCGGUGUUGUUAGCCAUAUGGGUUUUUAUCAUUCCGGUACUAAUUGGACGUCUGUUUGAGCUGUUGGUGAUUGUCCCAAUAAGAGUCCCAGUUGAUGAAAGCCCUGUAUUCGUUCUGUAUCAAGACUGGGCACUUGGACUCAUGUUUUGGAAGAUCUGGACAAGACUGGUUCUGUUAGAUCAUAUGCGUCCAAUAGUGGAUGAUAGCUGGAGGGCAAAGUUUGAGAGGGUAAGAGAAGAUGGCUUCUUGAGGCUUCAAGGGUUAUGGGUACUUAAAGAGAUUGUGUUCCCGAUCGUGAUGAAACUCCUAACAGCUUUAUGCGUGCCUUAUGUACUGGCGAGAGGAGUGUUCCCAAUUCUUGGAUAUCCGGUAGUUGUGAACUCGGCUGUUUACAGAUUCGCAUGGAUAGGUUGUCUCUCGGUGAUGCUCUUGUGCGUCUGUGCAAAGAGAUGCAUUGUUUGGUUCAGAAACCUUCACAACUCUAUCCGUGAUGACCGUUAUCUCAUUUGUCGGAGACUCAAUAACUUUGGGGAAGCUGCUUUGGCUAACCAAAAACAAAGCAGUGAGGAUGCAGGAGAUGGUGGUGUCUUGAUAGGACGUGAGGGAGAUGUUGAUAAUAGACUAAGGCUUCGGCGUGCAACCCAACAAGAAGUUGUUUAGA
Molecule: messenger RNA, 2440 nt
Organism: Camelina sativa (false flax)
Lineage: Eukaryota; Viridiplantae; Streptophyta; Magnoliopsida; Brassicales; Brassicaceae
Source: RefSeq, a predicted model, not a curated record